Lepus europaeus (European hare) is the source of this 11950-nucleotide messenger RNA. RefSeq names its product KRAB-A domain containing 1 (gene KRABD3). NCBI's taxonomy places the organism in Eukaryota, Metazoa, Chordata, Mammalia, Lagomorpha, Leporidae. Gene Ontology annotation, biological process: regulation of DNA-templated transcription. Bases 863 to 4093 code for a protein of 1076 amino acids. The record is from RefSeq and is a predicted model, not a curated record. The transcript is spliced from 18 exons.
UGUGUGUAUAUAUAUAUAUAUAUAUAUAUAUAUACAUGGGCCGGUGUCAUGGCUCACUUGGUUAAUCUUCCGCCUGCGGUACCAGCAUCCCAUAGGGGUGCUGGGUUCUAGUCCUGGUUGCUCCUUUUCCAGUCCAGCUCUCUGCUGUGGCCUGGGAAGGCAGUGGAGGAUGGCCCAAGUGCUUGGGCUCCUGUACCCGCAUGCAUGGUAGACCAGGAGGAAGCACCUGGCUCCUGGCUUUGGAUCGGUGUAGCUCCGGCCUUAGCAGCCAUUUGGGGGCGAACCAACAGAAGCAAGACCUUUCUCUCUGUCCCUCUCUCUAACUGUCUAACUCUAUCUGUCGAAUAAAUAAAAAAGUAUAUAUACAUACAUAUAUACUCAUAUAUAUACGUAUAUAUAUAUAUAUAUGUGCGUGUGUGUGUGUGUGUGUGUAUAGUGUUUGUUUUUUUCUUUGUUAUACAGGCUGAGCAUCCCCAAUCCAAAAAUCUGAAAUCCAAAUUUUUUCAAAAUUUUCUGAGUGCCCUUUUAUAAACCUGACCUCAUGUGCUGGGUCACAGUCAAAACACAGGGUGCAUUAAAAAUACUAUAAGAAAUUACUUUCAGGCUGUGUGUGUAUGGUAUCUAUAAAACAUAAAUGAAUUUCAUGAAUAUACGUGGGUUCCCUCCCCCAGAUUUCUCAUGAUGUAUAUACAGAUAUUCCAGAAUUUAGAACAUUCCUGUUCCCAAGCAUUUCCAGUAAAGAAUACUCAACCUAACACUGGUUUUAUUGGUGACCAUCACCUUCAAGGACUUGGCCGUGAGGUUCUCUGAGGAGGAGUGGCGGCUCCUGGAGGAGAGGCAGAGGGAGUUCUACCGAGAGGUGAUGCGUGAGAACUACGAGACUCUGGUAUCUGUGGGGACAGCCGAGCUGCUCCCCCUCUCUGCUUUCCUGUCACCUAUGGAGCCUGGAAGAGCAAUGGGGGGAGGGGAACAUGCUGAUAAAGGACAAGAGCCUCUUGCUAGGGGAGGCCCUCAGGGAGGAAAACCCCAGCAUAGCUUGCACCUUACAGCCCUGGUGCAGCUGGUGAAGGAGAUUCCAGAGUUCUUGUUCAGAGAAGUCAAGGGUACUGUGGACAGCCCUGAAAGCCGAGGAGCCAGCCUGGAUGGGGAUGGAGCAAGUUCUGAAGCAGCAGCUGUGGCAGUAGAUAACUGUCCUCUCCAAAGCCAGCUCAGCUGCCUUCCUGACAGCCCCAGCGAUUGGCAGAGCCUGGCCACCACACCCAGUGGCAGCUCAUCCUCCAGUGGCCUCCUCGGAGACAGGGGGCAGGGAAGCCCCCUCCCCAUCCCAGAAAUUGUCAAUAAACCAUGGUCUACAGGGAAGGCAAGCCCAGGAUCUCCAACUGGGGAGCCCAGCCCUCCUACCUGUAGCCCCAGCAGGAGGAAGAGCCACAGAGGCACCGCAGGGGCAGGAACCUCUCCUGGGAGCAGCCCCUUACAGGGCCUCAUCAGCAGUCAGAAAGAAAUCCCUGUGCCCAGGCCCCAGCACCCUGAGGUGGCACCAAAACCACUACCUCCUCCCCCAAGCCUGGUCUCCUCGAAGCUGACUAAAGUGGAGCUGGGACCUGCCAGCCUGCCCUGGCCAGUAAAAACAGAGGCAGCAUCAGGGGACUGUCCCCUCCAGGGCCUGCUGAACUGCCUAAAGGAGAUCCCAGAGGCCCGGGGCAGGCAUUCCAACCCCUCUCGAGCAAGGGACCCACAGCCGCAAGAGGAGCCAGGGGCCUGGAAAAGGACUUCCGGAGGUCCCACAAGACUGAAGCUGAGAUCAGGCCUGAAACCUGGCCUUCCUGGUGGCCACCUUCCCACAGGGCCUGGACAUCACCAGACACCGCCUCCCCGCCCUGGUCCUGGCUCUGGAAGCAUGCUCGCUGUGGUGAAGAUGGAAGACAGUUGGACCCAGAGUCCGCCAGUGCCCACAUCCUGCCAGCUUACCAUGCAGAUUCCCAGCCCCUCUACCUCCAGAGACACCAGAGGGGUCCGAGCACCCUACUGGGGCCCCGUGGCUCAAGCUGGCAGGGCCUCAAGCUCACCUCUGGAAGCCCUGGAGGCCUGUCUGAAGGGCAUUCCCCCAAGUGUGUCGUCCCUUCCCCAGCCACUGGCCGCCUCUUGGUCCCAGAGCCCCCAACCAGGAGACCCUGGGUCUCGGAAGCCCGAGCUGCGUCCUCACGGAUCACACAGUGAAGAGGUGACCAAGGAACCUCUUCUGCAUCUGGCCCCGCGGGGCUGUGUGAGAGAAGGCCCUGCCCGGCCCUCAGGCCCCCGAGGCACCCCCACCGGCUUCUCCUCCGCCAGCAGCACUGAUGGGGACCUGGAUUUUGGAAGCCCUGUGGGAAACCAGGGACAGUGGCCCAGGAAAGGAAGCCCACUGGGAAGCUCCCCACUCCAGGGUCUAGAGAACUGUCUCAAAGAAAUACCUGUGCCCAGGCCACAGCCUGCCUGGCCCUGCUCCUCAGCAGCAGACAGGGGACCAAGGAGAAUGGAACUCAGGAACUGGGCAGCAGACAAGGAAGGACUGAGGGGCGAGGCCUGUGAGCCAGCCCAUCCCGGGCAGGGUGGGGGAGAAGUACCCGCCAGGAGCCUCCAUCUGGCCAGCCCACAGGCCUUCUCUUCCAGCUGCAUCCCUGCCUGCCACCAGCGAGGGCUCAAAGACCACAGGACCGCCAGGCCAGGACCUGAGAGGUGGCUCCAAGAUGGGGCACCCACCAGACCCUCCCCACUGCACUGCCUGGAGACCUCUCUGCGGGAGAUCUUGCCAGUGAGGCCCUUGCGCUUUGCCUGCUUGGCUGGCCCUGGCCCCAGCCCCAGCCCCAGCUCCAGCUCCAGCCUGAGCAGCUCUGACGGAGAAGACCUGAGGCUGGAGCCUGAGGUCUGGCAGCAGCCCCUGCAGGAGAGGGACCGCCUUCCCAGCUGUAGGCAUCCUGUCCCUUUGUCCCCAAGCCCUGGUAGGGCCCCUGCUGGCAGCAGUGGCAGCAGUCCUGGUGAAGCCCCCGGGAGAACAGAGCCCCACAACUGCAGCAACGUCAGUGCAGGAGGAAGAGCAGAAGAGGUGACAGAAGGCAGGUCCCAGUUGCCAGAGAGAGAAGACAGCAACUGCCAGCCGGGUGCUCCCAGCAGUGCCAGAGAAGGAAGAGUCGGAAGAGCAGCUGAGAGUCCCUGCCCUGCCCCAAGGCUAGAGAAAAGGCCCAGGCCUGAGGCUGGUGAAGAACCCAGGGGCCUGGAGCCUGAGCACAGAAGGCCCAGUGUUACAGUUUCAGCCAGGACCCAAGGGAGGCUGCUCCCCAGGGGCCAGCCCAAGCCGGACAGUGAGUCUCCCCAGCCGGAGCUGCCCCCUCUGGCAGCCGUCUCCCCUGCAUUGCCAGAUGCAUGCCACUGUGGGAAGCCCCUGCAGCAGGAGCUGCACAACCUCGGUGCCGCCCUCGAAGAGAAGCUGGAUCGGCUUGCUACGGCCCUGGCAGGCCUGGCUCAGGAAGUGGCCAACAUGAGGACCCAAGUGGAUCGGCUGGGGAGGCGCCCACGGGGCCCUGGGUCAAAGGGCCAGGCUCCAUGGCCAUGGACCCUCCCCCAGGGACCACGCUGGGGCCAUGGCCUUGGUCGCAGACAUACACCCUAUUGGAGACAGAAAGGCCCCACUAGGCCUAAACCAAAGAUCCUCCGGGUGCAGACAGAAGGCUGCAGGGCUGGCGAUUCCCCAGGACUCCCCCGUGGGAGGGUACGUCUGGCGCCUCAGCUACCUUCGGAUGCUUCUCCUGCAGAGCCUUCUGGGCCCAACCACAGCCCGCCCCAGCAGCCUGUCUCCUCAGCACCCAGCUGCUAUGCUGCGCUGACUGGGCACCCUCCCCUCAGACAUACUGGGGGCCACCAGGUGCCCCCUCCCCCUUUAGUGCCUGUUGCCUUACCUCCCCAGGUGGCUUCUCCUGCCACCAGUGCAGAUGCAGAACCAACCAGGAUCUCAAGCCAGCCCAAGGAGGUGAACGGCCUACUGGGGGGUGUGCAGAGAGCCCUCCAGGAGGAGCUGUGGGGUGGUGAGCAUAGGGACCCACGGUGGGGAGCUCAUUAACUGUGUUCUUCCCUAGCCAUGCUUUCCCUGGGGACAUGUCUCCCUCACCACCUGCUCCCCUGGCCCUUCCAAUGCUGGAGACUCACCUGGUGUCCUGACUGUGCUGGGCCCUGGGUGGUAUCUGCUCAGGAGGGGAGGGGGUGCAUUCCUCAGCCACUGAGUGGCUAUCUUGGCUCAGGUUCAAUCGGAUGUUGCUUCCCCCAAAUGGCCAGCUUCACGGGUGUGUUAUGUGUACACAUGCACAGGGUAUCCCCUGUUGCUGUGGGGCAGCUAAGCGGGCACUCUUCACUACCUGCCAUCCCUGGUCUCAGAAGUAAAUACUGGCACAAAUCUCAUUUUGGAAAUACUUUGCCCCUUGGUCCCAGCUGGAUUUACCCCUGUAGAUUCUAAAAUUAAAGAGUUAGUUGCUAAGGAAAGGCCCUUGGCUCCUAAAAACAUACACUCUGUGGGCCUACGGUGGGGUGCAGUUGACUGAGUUUUGCCAGUAGAACAGUGGGGAUGGGUCAGCCAAUGGUGUCUCCCCUCGGACACAUUCGAGAGAAUUCAGCAACAUGUUGCUAAGGCUCAGGGCUAAGCUAAGGCUCAGCUAAGGCUGGGGAAAGCUUUCCCAAACAACUCCCUGGGAAAAUGCACAUGCUGAGGAAUCCAACAACGACGAUGUUUUCUUUUGUCAGUUCUGGAGGCCAGAAAUCCAAAAUCAAGGUGUUGUCAGGGUUGAUUUUGUGGCUGGGAGGGAGGGAUCUCCCUGGGCCUGUCCUCUCGGCUGUAGCUGGCCAUCUUUGUGUUCACAGGCAUCUGCUACAUGUGUCACCUCACAGCCCCUUUGUACUGGGACACCAGUUGUCCUGAAUUAGGGUUCACCCUCAUGCAUUCACUGUUACUUGAUUACCUGUAGAAAGACCCUAUCAAGUCAGGUCAUGUUCUGAGGUUCUGGGCCUAGGACUCCAAUAUAUGAAGUGGGGGUGGGAGUAUGGCUCAGCCCAUGACACACGUAAGCACUGGGCAGGUCUUGAGGUCAUCUUGUAAAAGCUGUGACUGGUGUCACUGGGCCUGCUUCUGUGCUGUCCACUCCCAGCAAUUGACCAUGUACUGGAGCAGGUUGUCUGCCAUUCACUCCUCCCCUACCUCAGGCUGAGUCCAACCUGAGUUCCAUAUUUAAUCUGAGAGAUCUUUAAGGAACUGAGCGGUCUUAUCACGUGGGCCUGGGAAAGCCUGCUUAGCUAUGGGCUGGCACAUUUAGCUCUGCCAUCAGGGCUCUGGGAAAUCCAGUGUGCUAUUGUGGAAGCCUAGGACAGUGGGCCACUGCUUGCCCUGGUAUGGCUCUAAAAUCCGGCCUUUGGAGAUACACAAAGGCCUGUGCUCCCCCUCCCUCGUGAGUGAGGGCCAGGUAGCCUUGCCUGGGGCUCCAGAACUGAAGCUGAACUGGAGCAACACAGAGGUCUCCACAGAGCAGAGGGGAGAGGGGGCCAGAGCAGACGGGUGAUAACAGGAGGUCAGAGUGUUUCAGGACUAGAUCAAGGGCCAAGGUGAUGGAAGCAGCACUACUGAGGUCAGGUGGGUAGGGUGUUUGGAGUGAACAGUCUCACAGCCACAUCUGAUGCAGAGAACAGAAGUGCCCUGAAGAACUCAGGAGGAUGAGCCCAGCUCCCUUACAGAAUAUGCAGGAAGCAACAUGGGGCACAUUUCAGAGCCAAUAGAAAGAGGUAGGACUCGGUCAUGGAGCACAGUCGAGAAGACCUCCCUGUGGCCCCUCCCACUCCCCUCUCCAUUUCCCUUACGGAGGUGUUGGGAGGGGUCUACCAUACACCUGUGUGAUAGGUGAAGGAUAGUUUUGCCUUGUGGCUGUGAUGCCAGCCAUGCAGCAUGCAGAGGAAAAGGAGUUUGGUGUGGUUUGGGACCUUGUUCCUGCUGCACAGCUUUUCACUGUAUGGCUGGGAAGAGAGUCUUCCUCCUCACCACUGCUACCCAGCACCCAGCAGUGCCCUCCCCCACUGAGCACAACUCCUUACCACCUGUGCCUGCUGUCACAGGUGAGGAUAUUCAGGAGUGAGUCCAGCCUGCUGGUCCAGAUCCAAUUAGGCUGUAUAAUAAGUUCAGGAGACAUAACGCAAAAUAGAAUAGAAAGAAGUUGCCUGAGCUGUGGCUAUCUACAUUACUCAGGAAGUGGGUCCCUGGGUCUCAGUCCUCUCCACUGCCACAAUUAUUCACUUUUGAAAAGCCUUCUGGAAUUGUUCAUGUGAAAACAGUAUGAAGUUUAGAUUAUUUGUAUUGCACCCAUCUCCUGCUACUGUGUAGGGUUGUUUUUGAAGGGAGUCACUGAAAGAAUUCACUGAACUCAAGGGAGAUCCAGGGGUUUGGAGGAGCGGGAAGAGAAGGCUCUGGUGCUGCCUGCUGCCAUCCUAGGAAGUGGCCAGCAGGAUGGCUCCUAACUGACCUACCUGUGGGGCUUCCCUUUUUCCCCCAAGCUCUCACUAAUGAGAGCCCUAAGGGUCCUCUAAGAACUCACAUACCCUCUACCCACUCUGCUCCCUCUAGAAGCAGAGAAGGAGCUUGCGUUGUGGUGCAGCAAGUUAGGCUACUGCAAUGCCAGUAUCCCACAUCACAAUGCACGCUUAGGUCCUGGCUGCUCUGCUUCUGAUGUAACAUCUUUGCUGAUGUGUCUGAGAAGGCAGGGGAACAUGGCCCAAAUACUUGGGCCCCUGCCACCUAGUGGGAGAUCAGCAUGGAGUCCUUGGCUUUGGCCUGGCCUAAACGUGGCUGUUGUGGGCAUUCGGGGAGUGAACCAGUAGAUGGAAGAUCUCUGUUGCUCUGACUUCCAAAUAAAUAAAUCUUGGGAAAAAAAAAAAAGUGAAGUGCCACAGUCCCACUGCUGCUUCACACUUUUGCCCACCCCCACCCCCAUGUCUCCAGGCCACCACUGAGGGGUCUGAGGGAAGGGAAGCUGGAAUAGGGGUGGUGCCAGGGCCACAGCUGGCUGCCUGUGAUGUCCUGUGAUCCUUGCUCCCUCUUAACAGAGGCAUGGCACUCGGGCAGGCCAGACUUGCCGUGCCCUUUGUGUGUCUUUGCAUCUUAGAUGUGGCUCCGGUGAACAGCCCGCAGCUGGGUCUGGUCUUGUAAUGUGUUUGGACAAAUGUCCAUCUGUACUUGGAGCCCAUGAACCAUUUAAGUGUGUUAUUGCUACUGUGUUUGGGUUUGAACAUCCACCUUAUGGUGUGGUCCCUCUUGAGAGUUGUAUUGCUUUUGUUUCUGUUUGCUUUUUUAAUCUUCAUUCCUGCCUUCAUAUUUACAAUGUUGUGAGCUUUUUCUUCUUUGAAAUUCAUUCCAUUUUUCCCUCCACUAGCCUCAACAUUUAAAGAACUUAAAGGAGAAAUGUCCAAAUUCACAAUCAUAUUGGGACGAGUUUAGCUGUGUUUCUCAGAGUUUGAUAGAACAAAUCAUGAAAGGCAGAGAAAUCAGAACAAGUUAAUAAAUUUAUGAUCAUACACAACACUGCACUGUAUAUACAUUCUUUUCAAACAUGUGCAAAAUACUUCAGAUAAUUGGCUACAUACUAAGCCAAGAGCAAGUUAAGCAAAUUUAAAAGUAUUGAAAUUACAUGGAGUAUGUUGUUAAAAUUCUUUAUGCUAGAAUUAAAUAACAAGACAUAACCAGAAAUUCUUAAUCAAAAGAGAAGCAUUAAGCUGCUAAAAUGACAACGAAGACAUUAUAAUGGAAAUUAGAAACAUCUUGAACUUUAUCACAUAUGGAAACUUCCAAGAAAAAGCUAAAUCUAUCCUUAGAAAUUUAAAGGCAUAAAUGAGUAUGUGAAAAGAAGGCUGAGAAUUCAGAGGUACAAAUAGAAAAAUAAAACUCAAAAAAAAAAAAAAGUAAAAUCAUACUCUUGCUCCAAAGUAAGGAUAAAAGCAGAAAUAAACAAACAAAAAGACGUCCUCAAGCCCAAAAUUGUUUGUUAACAAAAUAAUAAAACUGACUACCCACUGGUGAAAUUGAUCCAUGGAAAAGCACAAAUAGCCAGUCUUAGGAGUGGCAAAAGGUGUCAUGAGUACAGAUGCUGCCAGCUACAGAAAGGGAUGAUGUAACUUUUGCCAAAAGUGUGAAUAUGAAACUCCCAGUGCCAGCACUGGCAUCCCAUAUGGGCACCAGUUUGAGUCCCAGCUGCUCCAUUUCCAAACCAGCUCCCUGCUUAUGUACCCGGGAAAGCAGCAGAAGAUGGCCCAAGUACUUGGACCACUGCACCCACAUGGAAGACCCAGAAGAAGCUCCUGGCUUUGGCCUGCCUCAGCAGAUGGAUCUCUCACUUUGUCUCUUGCCUUUGCCCCUGCCCCUUCCUCUGCUUCUCCGUAACUCUGCCUUUCAAAUAAAUCAAUCUUGAAAAAAAAUGAAACUCCCAUAGGGACGCAACUUGAAACAGAUCCAAGAAGAAAUAGCCCCAUAUCAUUGAAAAUGCAUCAGUAAUCAAACACCUUCCCACAAAAGAAGCUGCAGGCUCAGAAGGCCUCACUGGUAGGUUCAAUAUCACGUUUACAGAGGAAAAUACCUCAAUAAUAGACUUUUCCAGAGAACAGAAUAACAUGGAACACUGAGACUAGCAUAAUCUCACAAUCAAAACCUCAAAACCUCUCCCUCUGUCACUGCCUUUCAAAAAAAAAAACCCUAGAAAAGGAUUUGCUUAAAGUUGUAGCCAGUGGCUGAUCAGGUGAACUCGAGUCAAGGUUUUCUGGUUUUCAAACAGAGAGAGGACUUAGACACAUGGAGCCAGAGUUGCAACAAGAACCAGACUUUCAAACUAGAUUUGAUGGGGUCUCAGGCAAUUUGGGAAGGAAUAAAAAAGCAGAUUAUUUUGAAAAUGACUACCUGCAACACUAUUUGUAUUAUCUGUUGAGCGUCUGCUUCCCUGCUCCUCACCCCCCAUCAUAAGCUCUGUGCCCAGAGGCAGAUACUUACUGUAUUUCUAGCACUUACUGUGCCAGCUACAAUAGUGAGGGUUCAAUAAAUAUAAGUGGAAUAUCUGAGCAAUGCUUUUGUUUAGCUUUAACACACUGGGGAGUGAGGAUGCUGGAAUAAAUUCAUUGAAAUUAUCCAAGUGUUUGUUGAACCUUUGGAUUCUUACUAUUUGAGAGGCAAAGAGACCAAGAGAAAAACUCUCAUCCAGUGAUUCACUUCCCAAAUGCCAGUACUAGUCUGUGCUAGGUGGAAGCUGGAUCCAGGAACUCAGUCCUGGUCUCUCACAUGGAUGGCAGGGAUUCAACUGCGUAAGCCAUCUGCUGCUGCCUCCCAAGGUGUGCAUUAGCAGGAAGCGGGAUUCAGGAGCUGGAGACAGGACUUGAAUUCUGAUACAGCACACAAGCAUCUUAGUUGUACCACUAGACCAAAUGCCCACCUCUGAACUUUUGUAUCCUAACUGAAACUGAGCUUGUCCUAUCAGCACCUGGAGCUCAGUGCUGUGACUGCUGCUUCUGCUAUGUGACAGCCUGGUCUCUGCCUUCUCACAGCAGACAGACAAGUAUUCUUGCCUUGCCUUGAUCAUUUCUGCUGACUGAUGUACAUCCUCAGACACUCCUCCAUCCUAUACACUUCAACUUUUUUUUAAAAAAGAUUUAUUUGAAAGAGGCGAGACAGAGAGAUCUUCAAUGCACGGGUUCACUCCCCCAAAUGGCUGUGAUGCCAAUGCUGAGCCAGUCUGGAGCCAGGAGCUCCAUCAGGUCUCCCACCUGGGUGCAGGGGCCCAAGGAAUUCAGCCACUUUGUCCUGCUUCCCCAGGUGUAUUAACAGAGAGCUGUAUUAGCACAGCAGCUGGGACUCAAACCAGCACCCAUUUGAGAUGCUAGCACAGCAGACCAUGGCCUAAUUCGCUAUAGCACAGCACCAACCCCUCUACUUUUUUUUUUUUUAAGAUUUAUUUGAAAGAGAUUUUCCAUCCACUGGCUCACCCUACAGAUGGCCACAAUGGCUAGGGUUGGGCCACCCAGAACCAAGCUUUGGCCUAGCUCAGCCCUGGGUGUUGCAACCAUUUGAAGAGUGAACCAGUGGGUGGAAGAUUGUGUGUGUGUGUGUGUGUGUGUCCCUCUCCCUCUCUGUAACUGCAUUUCAAACAAAUCUUUUGAAAAAAACCUGCCUUUGGCUUCUGACUCCAGCUUCCUGCUAAUACAGACCAGGGGAGGCAGCAGUGAUCAGGAUCUCUGCAUCCAUGUGAGAGACCUGGGGUGAAUUCCAGCUCCUGCCUUUGGAGUCAUUUGGGGACUGAAAGAGGAGCAGGAGCUCUACCUGUAUCAUUUUCCCUGUCUCUGUGCCUCUCAUAUUUAAAAACAAGUUGGGGCCCCAGUUACAGAGUAAUUCAGUUGGCUUGCAGUAUAGUCUGGUUGUUCUACCAUCUGAGUAUCUAGUUAUGUGUGUGUAGAUUCUAUUAAAAAAUAAUAAAUAUCAGGGCCAGCUCUGUGACCUGGUGGGUAAAGCUCCACCUGCAGUGCCAGCAUCACACUUGUUCAAGUGCUAGCUGCCCCACUUCUGAUCCAGCUCUCUGCUGUGGCCUGGGAAAGCAGUGGAAGGUGGCCCCAAGUCCUCGGGCUCCUGCACCCACGUGGGAGACCCAGAAGAACUCCUGGCUCCUGGCUUAGGAUCAGCCCAGCUCUGGCCAUUGCAGCCACUUGGAGAGAACCAGCAGAUGGAAGACUGCUCGCUCGCUCGCUCACUCGCUCGCUCUCUGCUUCUCUGUAACUCUGCUUUUCAAAUGAAUAAAUAAGUCUUUAAAAAUAAAAGACAUGACAAAGAUAAUAAAUAUACAGAAAAGUGCACAUCUCAUUGGUAUAUUUCUCAGAGUCCAGCAGAUUGUAAUGUGCAGCCAGUGCGGAGAAGCAAGCUUAUGGCAAAACUGCAGAACAACGGCCAUCAGUGGUCAGGGCGUUUCCGUUUCCUCCCUGCGAGCCACAGAGCUCUCCCCACAUCCCCCCACAGCAGGCCGCAUCCCCUGUGUCCCUCUCCUACCGCAGACUUCAGAAUGCUGCUCCUGCGUCAAGAACCCCUGGCGCACUGGCCGGAGCUCCAGGCAGGUCUGCGGCGCUUGAUGAGGACGUGAAGGCGGCCCAGGAAGAGGUACCACAGACCCCAGAAGACAGGCGGGCGGUGAUCUCAGGGGGAGGCGGGCCUGGUGGUGUGCGAGCCCCCCCCCCCCCCCAACACACACACACAUGCUGAGCGUCGCCGUCCCCAGCUGGGAAUCGUCUUACCAGACUUCCCCUCGCCUCCUCUUCGCCACCCCGUAAUGAAAUGUAUCUGCUCUGAGUCUCAAUUCCAUGGGAAAUUCCCAACUAGGGGGCUAAUAAAAUUAAUCCAUUCUAUUGCCCCCUACCAGGAAAUACCUGCAUUUAUCAGAAAUUCCCAAUCCACUUUCAGCUUAUUGUGAGCAAGGAAAGGGGGCUCUUCUGAGUCUGGGCCGCCUCUCACCAGCCGUCCGGUCACACUACGUCCACUUCCUCAGACACACUAGGGCCCAGCGGGGCGCACCUGCGUUUCCAGAGCUCCCACGUAGGAGGGGAGGAGCUGGUCGAAAGGGGCUUCAGUGCCAACUCCUUGGCGCCCUCUGCAGGCAUGGAGGAGCACUUACAAAUCAAGGUUGCAUUCCCUGUAUGCGAAGCCAUCUGGUGUAUGCCUCCGGAUAUGGGAUGACUAUAUGCCGUCCUUUCCCCAGAUCGCUCUUCCUAAAGCCGACCUUGACCCUGGGACGCGCUCACCCUCGCACGUCCCACCGGCCUCGGAAUCAAGUCCCAGCCUGACCCUAGCCCUGGAAGCCUCGGCUUGGGCGGGCCGUCUCACCGCUGGCCGCUUGUACUUCCGCCUGUCGCCCUUCCGCAUGCACACCCC